UACCCGCACAGAAAGAAACACGGCCGGGCUCACUCGUUUCACAUACGCUGGCCACAGCACUGGUGGCCCUGCCAGUUUAUCGCUAAAAAGGCCAAUAUUCAAAAAUUAUUCACAAAGGUGCUCUCCUCCUCUGUUUUAUAUGUGUCCGUGUUCCAGUUGGCGUCGCUAUUAGUGUUCCAUUCUUCGGGCGCAGAGAUCUUUUUUCACGAUUCAUCGGCACCAAAGAAAACAUCUGCUGCUUUGUUUGGUCCGGUUAAGCAAAAAAAAAAAAAAAAAAUCGACAGCCGGGACUGAAAUUAAAAGCGGACGCGCUUCAUUUGUUUGUCUUCGGGUUUAUUUUUUAUGUGAUGUGAUGUUUUCAAGUGUUACGACAGUGCCUUCUGUAAUAAACAGCUGCACAUAAAAGACACGCACAUUUUUGUUUUGCUCAUUAAACCGCAUUCUCUUCGACUUUGGUGGUUUUCCAUUUGAAUCAAUCAAACUUGCCGCCGCAAAUCGGGUCCCCCUUCCUCUCAAAAAGCGCAUCAUUAUUUAAUUCAACAUGGCAUUCCCAUGGGGAAAAUCGAAAGUGAUGCUGUCGGUGCUGGUCAUCUUAUUGGCGAGCGAGAGCUUGGCCCAGUUCCAGCGUUUCCCUCCGUUCCAGCAAGUAUUUCAACAGCAACAACAAGAAGCGCAGUUCAGGGUGCCUCGCCAACAACAAUUGCCCGGCCAGAUUUUUAAUGUCCAACGACCGCAACGGCCGUUCCAACAGCAGCCGUCCAGGCCGUUUCAAGCGAUGGCCGAGCAAGUGAGGCAAACACGGCAACAAGCCCAACUGGCACAACAGCCAUUCAGACAGCCGACGGCACAGCAGCAACAGGUAACGCAGCCACCAUUUCGACAGCAAACUUUCCCCCAACAAUUCAGGCAACCAGCCCAGUUUCAACAGCCGACACAACCGGUCCGUCCACAAUUUCCUGUCCAGCAACAGCAACCAGCACGCCCGGCGCAGCCAGCGCCACUUCAGCAGCCGUUCAGACAACCGGCUCCGGCUCAGCAACAACAAGGCGGUUUCCGUCCACCGAACCAGCGGCCAACACAACCGCAACAGCAGCAGUUUACACAACCGCCGCAGUUAAGUCAACCUGUUCGCCAGCCUCAACAAUUGUUCCAGCAGCCGCAACCGCAACAGCCAAGGCCUGCCCAGCAGUUCACUCAACCUCCAGCUCAACAACAGCAAGCUGCGCAAGUGACUCAGAUUCCUCGUCCGGCUCCCGUUGCACCUCAAGAGCCGCAAGUGCCUCGUCCAGUCGUUCCAAUUCAGGAGCCUCAACAAUUGCAAAACUUGCAACAACCCCCUCAGCAAUUUCCCCAACAACAACAACAACAACAACAACAACAACUACAGCAACAACAACUACAGCAACAGCAGCAACAACAACUACAGCAACAGCAGCAACAACAACUGCAACAACAGCAGCAGACGACAACGACAGUGGCGACAUUUAUAACUCCGGCCACCAGCACGCCACCAACUACACCUACCCCGAUUGCUCCGGCUGCGAGCGCAUCAUCGGGCGACCCUUCGGCUCCCGUUUUCCGAGGUGGAAUGACCACGACACGACAACCUAGCGGCCCUGUGCCCGUUUCGCCGUUGACGGACAAUAACGCAGGCGUCAACAAUGCCGGCAUCCUUCCGUUGCAAACGGAUACGAACGAUCAAAAUUUGCUAUUCCCAAAAUAUCCUCCAUUUGCGUAGAAACGGAAAGAGCGAAAAACAUCAAACAAAAAUUAUGCGUGUACAAAACAAAUCACCAUUUUUUUCUUUCGUGGUCUUCCAUUUGAUUUUAUUAAUCGACAUUUUUUUUUUUCUUUUCUUAUUGUCUUGCGGAAGGAAAACCCUUCGAUCGUGUCCACCUUUACGCAGGUAAAAGUGAAUAAUGAGAGAGAAACCAAAAGACAAAAAAAACAAAAACGGCCGUGGAACUGCUGGAUAUGAUUUGUUUUUUUAAAUUGAAAAACUUUUGAUUGUCUAUGAAUAUUGAUUGAACGAGAAUUGCACGUGUUGGAGGAACCUUACGGCAAGUACGUAACGGUUCCCGGUUGAAUUUCCCUUGUCCUUAAACAAAAAACGAUUCUGAUUGAAAAUGAUGUAUCCCCGUGUUUUUAUUAUUUUAAUUUUUUUUUUUUUUUUUUUCAAAAAUGUGAUUGCUUUCGUGUGUUUCUUGACGUGUCUAGAGGUGCCGCUAACGACAAAGCAGACGUCUACUAAACUGACGAUGAAUCGCUGAAAAAUUCAGACAGUAGACGAAGACGGUCAAAUGAGAUUGCACAUUUUCAGAGGCAGACAAAACAAGAGCUAAACGUUCGUCAAUUCCGGCAAUGAAGCAUCGAUUUGCAGCCUUUGAAAGUCAUUCAACGGCCAUCGCAAUAUAGUGGGAAGGUCAAAAUGAAACGAAGUAAAAUGCCGCGAAACACAAACACUUGACGUGAAUAAGCAAAUUGAUUCUUUGUUUUGGCCUCUCGUGUAAUCGUGUGUUCACCGAGAACUGCCAAAAAAAAAAAAACAAGCAAGAAUAUUUGAAAAGAAUUAACAUAGCACUCGUAACAACAUCUAGCGGACGAUCGAGUGCGCUACUUCAUGCUACUCUUUCUUUGGGUCCGUUAAAAGCCUUUUUGAAUUCAGUAUUUUAAACAAGAAACGUAGUUGGGCACGCGUCAGUCGCUUCGCAGUUUCUGAUGCUUUUAUUUUUAAACCGUCCUGGUUCGUUCCCGUGUAAACAAAGAAGCAAAACACACAUUGCAUUUCCUUUCUGCGCCGAAAAUACGACGGUAUGUUCGAUUUCCAAGAAAAAACAAUAAAAAACGAACGGCUUUAAUAGAAAAAAAAAAAAAAAAAAAAAAAAGAAACCAUUGCAAACGCUGCUGGCCGGUUUGGCGCUGCGAUGAUCAGAUGAAAAAUUUCAAAAAUAAAUAAUAAAUUUGUUUGUGUUUAGAUUCCAGUGAAAACUGCGCUACGUGACUGCGUAGUGAGGACCUUAAACACAAGCAAACACAAACGCACACACACGCAAAUGUAUAUUGUAAAGCCACUGUGUGCCGAAAACAUUUCCAAUUAGAUACGUAGGUGUAAAUAAAAAUAAAGCCGGGCGGUGCGCGGUAUGUUUGCCUGUAAAGAAAGGAACGGGCGCAUUUUGCAAAAAAAAAACAAACAAAAACAAACAAAAACAACAAGGAAGUAAUGGUACUUCAAGUCUUAACACAUUUUUUAAAAUCACAGGCCUUUUAGUAUCUUUAUUUGAUAGGACAUUUGCAUCCCCCCCCCCCCGCGACCCAUUAUCUCUGCAUUCGCUCUCUGUUCGUAUUAUAAACGGUGUAACGUAAUCAGAAUCUUAGCGUAUCUUCAAGUCUCUGUUAUGUGGGUAUCUUUUUGUUCCGUUUCUUCUCAAUCUGUCACGCCUUUCGGCUAACUGUCUAGUAAAUGAUUAAGCAUUUUAUGUAACAUGCAUGAAGAGCAAAACAAAAAACUGGGUUUUAUGUUUCGA
Molecule: messenger RNA, 3524 nt
Organism: Daphnia carinata
Lineage: Eukaryota; Metazoa; Arthropoda; Branchiopoda; Diplostraca; Daphniidae
Exons: 4
Coding region: 542-1738 (398 amino acids)
Source: RefSeq, a predicted model, not a curated record